Saccostrea echinata is the source of this 1374-nucleotide messenger RNA. RefSeq lists its product as uncharacterized. The coding region runs from base 800 to 1174 and encodes 124 amino acids. The transcript has 10 exons. Lineage: Eukaryota; Metazoa; Mollusca; Bivalvia; Ostreida; Ostreidae. The record is from RefSeq and is a predicted model, not a curated record.
AUCCCCUUCAGCAUCAGAACUAAUGCGGAAAAGGGGAAGAUCAUUAAGAUCAAGCUCAGGCGAAGACAGUUACACGUCCGGAGUGAAAUGUGGGAGGUUUUGCUGAAGACUAUGUUUCAGAAUGGGAUAUUUGUAGAUUAGAAUCUUUUGGAAUCUUUUAUGUUGGAAAAGCAACAGAAUUGUCUGAGUUAUAUGAAUUAGCCCUGAAAGACUUGUAUUUGGUACCUAGGUAUCAAAGUUAAACCGAGUCCGUAGGACAAUAUCAUUUUAACGAUAGAACGUUCUAUCUAGGUAUCAAAGAUCAUGCUGCAUUGUGGUCUAAUCUGGAAUUUCUGGUGGAAUCAACGAAAAAUUGCUUGCAGAGCUUAGACAUCGAUGAAGAAUUUUCUGAACUUGAUUCAAUGGGUCUAUUUGUUGUUGUAAAAGAAAGCGAAAAAUGUUUACAAGCAAUAGCAAAAAUUAAAGAGGAAAUGUCAACAAAAGGAUCUACAUCAUCAGUGGAUUAUCUCUCCUGAUUUAUCUUUCCUGUUACAUUUAUAGAACUUAAAAACUUUGGCACAUUUUUAGCAUUUGGCAUACUGGAAUUUUGGAGUACGUUGAGUAUUAUUCUGACCUAAUAAAAGAAUUGAGGUUUCGUGGAAGAUGUGGAGUGGAAGGGGAAUUCAGUCAGCUUCUAAUAUUCUUCAGCAAGAUAUUCCUGUUGAAUGCUAUGGUUAUGAAGGUUUAGAGGGACCUGUGGGGUCCACAGGGUUACCCUGGAUGUAAUGAGACAAAGAGACAAAAGGUAACCCUGGAGUUGAUGGACUGCCAGGAAAUCGGGGGCCUCAGGGUGUAUCAGGUUUACCCGGACCCAAGGGAAAUCCUGGAGAUGGAUUUUAUGGAUUUGUUUCAAAAGGUGAUCCGGGUAAUCCUGGACAAAGGGGUCCUAGUGGUGAUCCUGGCAUUCCAGGUCGACCUGGACUCCCUGAGCCUUUUGGCCCUCCAGGUCCUAGGGGGCCGACUGGAAUUCCAGGAGGUAACCGGGCCAAAGGGAAGCAUGGGAGACCAGGUUAGAAAUCCCCCCAAAGGUGAAAAGGAAGAGGUAGGAUUACCUGGUCUCAAAGGUCCUAAAGGCUCCAUCGCAACUUUACCAGGAAACAAACUGAACGAGAUUCUGAUGGAAGAAAAGGGGUAGAGCCAGGUGAGGGAGGAAGACCUGGAAGACCCAGAUUUAAUGGAAUGAGUGGUGAUCCGGGAUUUCCAGGUUUGCCAGGUGAUAAAGGGCCUUUUGGGAUGCCUGGAAUGCAAGAAAUGAGGGAAUGCAAUGAUGGGGGGAUCAUUUUGACUCUUUAUUUGCCCUUAUUUUUAUUGCGAUUUUAAUUUUAUGUCUUAGGU